AUGGGUGCGUUGACCAAGCAAGAAAUCGACGUGCUUAUCAUCAUUGAACGCACCACAGCCUCCAUCUCGGUCACUGGAACACUUAUUCUGCUAGCAACGUUUAUAUUCAUCAAAGAGUUCCGGACGCUUUCGAAUACAUUGAUUUUCUAUGCCUCGUUUGCCAAUCUUUUCGCGAGUGUGGCUGUUCUUAUAGGAGGGUCUGCACUUUCGCAUGUCGACGGGGCGUUGUGUCAGUUCCAGGGCUUUUUGUUGGAAAUGUUUAUGCAGUCAGAUCCUAUGUGGAGUUGUGCCAUGGCGGUUAAUGUUUACUUGGUCUUCUUCCGGCGCUAUGAUGCUCAUCGGCUAAAGAAACUAUAUUGGGUGUAUGGGCUUAUAUGUUAUGGGCUUCCCUUUGUCCCAGCUCUGUUCUGUCUGGUAUACAAGACGGAAGUGAAGGGUAAGAUGUAUGGAAAUGCAACUCUCUGGUGCUGGAUAGACAACGAGUGGGCCGCCAUAAGAAUCUAUUCCUACUACGCGCCCAUCUGGCUAGCCAUCCUCGCAGCCCUCAUAAUCUACGUCCGCGUCGGCGUCGAGAUCUUCCAGAAACGCUCUCAGCUCAGAGCCAUAAGCGGUCCUGGCGAUGGCGAUGGCACCCUGACAUCGACCAGCCACGCCGAACCAGCCUUCACCGGGAUCCGCACCACGGAAAUCGAAGUCGUGACCACGGCCGAGCACGGGGGCAGCUGCAAGUCUCCAGUCGGCACAACAACACCAGCAGCGACGUACACACGGCCCGAGAAGCCAGCCGCGGGCAGAGACCAAUACACCAUCACCAUUUCCGCGCAGGACAGCAGCCGACCUCCGCCUCCUGCCACGACGCCGAGAGGAACCUUAUUCCCCAAGCGGCCGAGCGGGGUGGACAAGAUAAAGUGGGCGUACACGAAAUGCGCGCUGCUGUUCGCCAUCUCGAUCCUGAUCACCUGGGUCCCAGCAAGCGUGAAUCGAGUAUACGGACUGCGGUACCCCAAGGACCCGUCGUUCGCGCUGAACAUCUGCUCGGCGGUCGUGCUGCCGCUGCAGGGCUUCUGGAACACGGUUAUCUAUUUCACGACCAGUCUGUCUAUAUGCAGGGGCGUGCUGUUGGCGAGGGUUGAGAGCAGGAAACAGGCUAGGGGGGUUGGCUUUGCGGUCUUGGAGGGAAAUGAGAGGGGAUACGGAGGGAAGAGGAAGACUGAGAGUACCAUUGAAUUGAGCCAUAGUCGGAGUCUGGGGAGCAUGUCCGAGUCUGUAUAG
This is a messenger RNA of Lachnellula hyalina, 1272 nucleotides long. RefSeq names its product Cyclic AMP receptor-like protein A. Gene Ontology annotation, molecular function: G protein-coupled receptor activity. The transcript is spliced from 3 exons. NCBI's taxonomy places the organism in Eukaryota, Fungi, Ascomycota, Leotiomycetes, Helotiales, Lachnaceae. Gene Ontology annotation, cellular component: plasma membrane. The coding region runs from base 1 to 1272 and encodes 423 amino acids. Gene Ontology annotation, biological process: cell surface receptor signaling pathway; adenylate cyclase-activating G protein-coupled receptor signaling pathway. The record is from RefSeq and is a predicted model, not a curated record.